Messenger RNA from Ochlerotatus camptorhynchus, 6717 nucleotides. It is a transcript of the gene form3, whose product is annotated as formin 3. The coding region runs from base 1298 to 6496 and encodes 1732 amino acids. Gene Ontology annotation, biological process: cellular component organization. The transcript is spliced from 14 exons. NCBI's taxonomy places the organism in Eukaryota, Metazoa, Arthropoda, Insecta, Diptera, Culicidae. The record is from RefSeq and is a predicted model, not a curated record. Gene Ontology annotation, molecular function: actin binding.
CUUUUUAUGCUAAACCAAGUCGCUGAGCCAGCCAGCCGCUAUUAGUUCGGUUCGAACCGUCUGCGCGAUCGGAUUAAAUCGACAGCAUUUGCGCCCUCGCCCGCGUGACCACGUCCGUGUGUGUGCCCCUUACAGCGAGGCAGACCCCAAGAAGCGGAGAACGAAACGAGAAGAAUAUCGUAGGAGAAACACUAACAAUCCCUGUCCCAACUCAGUGUGUGCUUUACUGGUUAUUUAGUUGGAUGGAUUUUUUUUUUCGUGAGUGCAUAUUCCUCGCUUGAUCAUCGGUCACUAUCAAUAGAGAAGUAGUAACCGUACGUAACUGCUCUAUGCCCACGGUGGGUCUAGAUCUGCCCCGUGCAGAUAUUGGAGGACCAGGCCUGGGCGCAUUGUGUCCAGUAGUGCAACGAGACGCAAACGAACCGUGGAUUACUCAACAAAUAAUAGUGCAGUAAUAAUUGAAUGAUCUUCGAGCGCCACACAUCGCCGUUGAAGUGUACAGUGCAGACGCAAAUCAUAAACCAGUUAACAACGACGAUCACCAUGUGGUGGAUUGCGCCGGACUGAUCAUUUUGGACCACCCCAUUAAGUGAGCCACUGCCUGCAAUUGUGUGAACUCGACAAUAAACCUCCUCAACCCCCCGCCCCGCCACUCAAAUAAGCCUCAUCGAAACGAAAGCAGAACACUGGCCACGAGCCGCUCAAUCCUUGAUAUCUCCCAUGUGUGCAGUGAAAACAAAACAACGAAGAAUAAUUAGUGUGACACACAUCAGAACAACUACACGGAUGGUUCGUGCAACAACUGAAGAAGAACAAGCCCAAAAAAAAAUAUUCACAUGUGCCUGUUUGUUUUGCUUAAUUGUUAUUUGUCGUCUCCCAGCGAUUCUUGAUUUUGAGUGCUUUACAUUUUUUCGCUCUGGUGUUUAAUUAAGCAUUAUCGUUCUAUAUUUGAGACGAGUUAACGGAAAACAAAAACCCCUUGACUAAGAAAUAUAAACACCGAUAGUACGCGUCGAAAAGCCAGAAGGAAGAAAUCUUUUUAAUUUUUUCGUUAUAAAAAAAAAUCUUCACGAUAGUGCAGGUGCAGUGCAGUGACACUUUGUAAAAAGUUUCACAGGAACGCAGUGAACAGUUGGUUGAAUAGUUCAUGUAACAUCAAACGGCUAAGUGAGAUCAUAGUGCGGACUUUCACAGCAAUCGUGAGAAACUCCAUGCAGGGAAUCAACCAUUGAAGAUUUCUGUCGAACGAACACGAUUCGCAAGAAGGAGGUUUCACCAGAUUUCCUCAGUCGUCACCAUGACGAACGACAGCAAAGGCAGUACCGCCGGAAAGGCCGGAAAAAUGGAUUCCCGCAUCGGUCUGGAGUACAUCGUUGAAAACAGCGACUACGUCAACAAGCUGGGCCUUGCCUUGGACACCAACAACGCCACGGUGAAGAAGCAAGUGUUCGAGCUCCUAUCGGCUCUGUGUGCCUACAGCUCCAACGGGUACAAGCGGGCGAUUGAAACACUGGAACACUACAAGACUAUCAAAGGCGAGCGCUAUCGACUUAAUAUAGUUGUCGUGGAGCUAGACAAAACAACCUCGGCCGAGUAUCAAAUUGCGUUAUUAGCGUUUAUAAAUUGUGUUAUAAUAUCGGCAGCCACGCUGCAGGAUCGGAUACGAAUGCGAAAUGAAUUUAUAGGUUUAAAUUUACUACCAGUAUUAAACAAUCUCAGGCGCAUCGCCAGUAACGUGCCGGAUAUCGGAGUACAAAUCGACGUGUUUGACGAGCAGCGAGAAUGCGACGAGUCACAGAGCCUGCAAGGGCCCGACGGAAUAAAUUUAAACUCGCAUCUUGAUGUCUUCUACGCGAUACUGCGACAGGUCGCCGGCACCCCGCAGGAGAUACCAUUCCUCAACAUACUGCAGCACCUGCUACAGAUCGAUCCGAAGGAACCGAUCAGCGACAUCAUCUGGGACACCGCCGAAACGCUAGUGCACCGCGCCACCCUGCUAGAAAAUCAGGAAGCCUCCGCACGCUUAUUGCGUUCACCCAGCAUACAAAAAUUUGCUUGCCCCCACUGUCGGAGCGAUAUCACUAGUCCAACCCGAAGGCAAUCGGUUGGCCCCCAAACGCCGGGACCAAACAGCACGAGCUCAAAUCACAUUCCCACCCCUCCGUCCAUCGCAGGAGCUCCGGCGCCACCUCCACCUCCACCACCACCAAACUUGGCACCUCCUCCGCCUCCGCCACCUCCCUGCGCACCUCCACCACCUCCUCCACCAAUGGCAGGCGGUCCAGGUGCACGAGGUGGUCCACCAGUACCUCCCGCACCACCAGCUCCUCCCGCUCCCAAUCUACUCUCCGUGAAAGCCAAUGAACUCACACGACCAAAAACUCCUGAAACGCAGAUCGAAGUCAUAAAACCACUACCGCAGCAGGAAACCCCAGUUCCGCGAUCCAAGAUGAAAACCAUCAACUGGAACAAGAUCCCUUCACAGAAGGUGAUCGGAAAGCCUAACAUAUGGUCCAUCGUGGCCGAUUCCCACCAGGACAGCCCCAUGACCGAUCUGAACUGGGACGAAAUGGAAGGCCUGUUCUGUCUGCAGCAAACCCAGGGCUCGCCUAAACUGGGCCGCGAAAACAGUGGAUGCGAUACACUGGAACGUAAAUCACGCAAAGAAAACGAAAUCACUCUCCUCGAUGGCAAACGCAGCCUCAACGUCAACAUCUUCCUGAAGCAAUUCCGCACUUCCAACGAUGACAUCAUCCAACUGAUACGGAAUGGCGAACACGAGGACAUCGGCUCCGAAAAGCUGCGGGGACUUCUGAAGAUUUUACCCGAGGUCGACGAGCUGGAGAUGCUUAAAUUGUUCGACGGUGACAAUAAUAGACUAGGGAACGCCGAAAAGUUUCUACUGCAACUGAUACAAGUGCCUAACUACAAGUUACGAAUCGAAAGCAUGCUGCUGAAGGAAGAAUUCAAAGCGAACCUGAUUUACCUGGAGCCAAAUAUCAGUGCAAUGCUAUACGCAGGAGAAGAUCUGAUGAACAACAAAGCCCUCCAGGAGGUGCUCUAUAUGGUUGUGGUGGCGGGUAACUUUCUCAACUCGGGUGGAUACGCUGGAAACGCCGCCGGAGUCAAACUGUCUUCGCUGCAGAAGCUGACGGACAUCCGGGCGAACAAACCGGGCAUGAACCUGAUACACUUCGUGGCGCUGCAAGCGGAGAAGAAGAAUCCCGAACUGCUCGUAUUCCCUGGGCAGAUGUUGACGCUGGAGAAUGCUACCAAAACGACUGUGGAGCAAAUUAGUAACGAAACAAACGCCAUCGACAACCGAAUCAAAAAGAUCAAACGACAGAUCGAACUGCCAAAGACCGAACAGGAUAUCAAGUACCAGAUGGAAGAAUUUAUAACGCUAGCGGAACGAGAUAUCAUAAUGCUACAGCGAGGACUGAAAGAGCUGGAAGCCAUGCGUCUUCAGUUGGCCGAUUACUUCUGCGAGGACAUCGGAACCUUCAAGAUGGAAGAGUGCUUCAAGACAUUCCACAACUUCUGCGAAAAGUUCAACCAGGCCGUCAAAGACAACGAAAAGCGUCGUGUGCAGGAAGAACAAGCUCUAGUCCGACGAAAACAACGGGAAGAGCAGUUGGCAAUCAAACGACGACAAUCUAAUCAACCGGGAACUCCAGUGUCCGAUUCCGAGAACAGUUUACUGCUAGAUCCAUUACAGUACGACAUGCGGUACAGUCCAGCGAUGUCUCGAAGGCGGAUAGGAUCGUUCACGAGCAAUGGGGAUCCAGUAUUGCUGAGAGAGGACUGUGCAUCGCCGGACAUCACCCCAAACGGUAGUCUCCGUAGGCGGCGUAGUCGCGUACUCUCCGAAGAGGAUGAAGGUAAUCUCAUGGACUUCCUCCGUUCGUCUGGCCAUGAAAGUGGCAGCCGCGAAAGGAAAUCCGUAUCGUACGGAGGAAGUCUGGAUCGGUCCUGGGCUCGUCGGGCACGGUCCGGCAGUGGCAGCAAGAAACGCCCUGAUCUGCUCAAUGUAGACUUCGGUAAUGAUCGGGAACGUCCGAGCUCACCGUCGCCAUUGGCCGAAAGCAAGCCACUGCCAGUGGAAGAAACCAAACCGAGAAUUUCCAGGGAAUGGCGACAGAAGAUCGAGUCGUGGCUGCAAGCGAAUGAAGCAGACGAAAAGCAGAACGAGGACUUCAAGAAGAAGCGGAAGCUGCUCGCAGUUAAUCGGCGAUCGUAUGAGACUGACAACGAGAGUGAUCGCGGUAGUAAGUUGGAUCCUCUGCCGGAGGAGAAGCCUCCAACAACGAUAUCUCCACCGGAGGUAACGGUCGACCAGAUGCCAUCGAGCUAUAAACGCGUCUACUCCGACUGGAAGCCAUCCAGUGCACUUGAGAAGACUGACGUCAUGGGAACUAUGGAAGCUAUUGCAGGCGCAGUUCCGUCCAUUCAGGACAAGUCGGCAUUGCGAAAAUCUAGUUUGAAUAGUCAAGAAGAUCAGGAUGCCCGACGCUAUCGAAGACAACGAUCGAGAGAGAGUACCGCUCCAAGUUCGAACCUUCAAUCGAUACUCGAAGAGGACAAACGUAAAUCUGUGAUCCAAUCGCUGGGUGAGCGACCACCGUCCGACCGACUGCAGAUCUACAUUCGACGAGGUUCCGACAACUCCCCCCAAUCCGAAAGCACAGUCACCUCACCAAAGGCAUCCACGAGUGCAGCAAGCGAAGAGAACAAGCAAUCUAUCUACAUUCGGCAAACGAACGGCAGCGACUAUGCGAAAACUAAACCCAGCCCGGCAGCGGAAAAGCAAUCGAUAUACAUCCGACCGAACGACAAAACUCCGUCCACGAUUUCAUCCAUCAAUUCAUCCUGCACCAGCACCAGUGAUAACCAGUUACCGGAAAGCGCUCACUCCGUAGCACCACCACCACGAAGAACCCGUCGCACGCACCACAUCUACGACGAACAGACGAACAAUAAGAUCGAAAUCGAUUCCGACAACAUCGAAACGCCACCAUCCAUCCGGAAGAGCUUCAAUCGCGAGCACCAGAAUAUCAGUGGUAACAAUUCCUGCCGAAAACAGCACGGUCCAACCGACCAAACCAACGAAUCGGAAGCGAAGAAAGCGCUUGGCGGUUUGACCGAACCGGAGGUACUAGGCGAUGGGCAGUUUGACCGAUUCUCGUCGGCUCGUCGAACGCGCCGAUUUAAACGGCCAGUAGAUCUGAGUAGUGGCAAUGAAACUACCUCGCCGGAGUCUCUUCCGGACAAUCCACUGGUGGUGGAAACUGCCCGUCCUGUGGUGGCAGCCGUGGCGGAAAUUGAAUCUAACGAGAAGCAAAAGGAACUCCGACUGAAACGUUGGCAGGAUAAAUUGAACAGCCCCAGUGCGGUGGAGGAUAAAGGAAAGACUUCCGAGCCGAGGACGCUGAAAGCAGGUCGCAAUAUGAGUAGGAUCAGUCAGGAAGAUGUCCGGCAGGCUAUCAGGAGUCUGAAGUCGCCUUCGCCCGAAAGGAGCUGGAGUCCUCCAAAGGAGAUAGUUCGCGAGGCGCCUAGUAGUGUUAAGGUGAUCACCCAUGAGUUGAACGAUGAAGGCUUCGAAGAGACGCAAAGCUUAGUUUCCGAUACACCAUCUCACGGGAAGGACAGUACUUCGUCUUGCAACGAUUAUGGUUCAGAUUCGAAGAACAAAAAAAUUGUGAAGCCUUCGGGAAGUGGAGCGGAUAGGAGUCCAAGGAAAAUACCUAUUAGGACUCCUCCGAGCCUUCCAAGUUUGCUGAUAACUAAGCCUCAAUCCGCUUUGGAGCGCAGCAAGUCCCUAAGAGGAACCCCUCCGUCUCUAGUCAACAAGAAUCUGUUACCACGCCGAACGAAUUCGAUGCGAAGGCCCGAAUUGCCACUGCUUAGCAUAAACACGGUCAAACACCAGCAGCAGUUAGAUGUAGAAAGAAGCAAUUCGCGAACCAGCCUUCGUUCGUCGCGUUCAUCGCUCAGCAGUGCAGUCUCGACAAACACAGUCAAAAAGGUGCCAUUACGUCCAAAGUCAUCGCCUCUUACUACUUCCAGUGGGCUUGCCGGAUCAGGCCCAGUAUCUACGACCCUGUCAGCGCAUAGUUCACCUACUAAGAGGCCUCUAAGUGCUGGCAGCGUGAGAACACCUCUGUCGGGAACACCCGCCAGCCGAAGUAGCUCCAGUGGGUCCAGUAUAGGGCAAAGUGGAACGACAGGCAUAGCUGCCAGGAAACCUCCACUGAAAUCCUCGCUGGGACCGAGUACUAGCUUUAAAGAAAACCAAAAUCAAAAUACAGUCCGUAGCAGGUUGCAAUCCAAGACACCCAGUAAUACCAGUAUUGCCAACUCGGGAGGGUCCGUGUCCAGCGGCAGUACGACAAGAGUGGGCACCGCCCGAAGUGGGACGAGCAGUACGCCACGUACGGGUGGAUUCAUGCGUCCAACCACCUCCAGUGCCACCAAGGUGAAAGGAAGUAAAGCGUAGGCUCACAGUGCGUUCCAAGUGCAUUUGGCGGAAACGAAUGUCAGCGCUCAAUUUUCAUUUGACAGCACAGAAAUGUUUGUCCCUUACACACAUUCAAAUUCGACCUCCCGGAAUGCUUUGAACUGUACUGUAGCACCUUCGUCGGUUAGCAUUACCCUUCGGAAUCGCUUUUUUAUUAACUAUAAAAUUGCUAAACAGAAAUCUCCGUCCAUCUAAGUUUU